Molecule: messenger RNA, 315 nt
Organism: Linum tenue
Lineage: Eukaryota; Viridiplantae; Streptophyta; Magnoliopsida; Malpighiales; Linaceae
Source: the annotation of a GenBank genome assembly
CUUGGCUUUGGGGCUUGCUUCUAUUGGACCUGGGGUUGGUUAAGGCACUAUUGCGGGACAAGUUGUAGAAGGUAUCGCGAGACAACCAAGGCAGAGGGGAAAAUACGGGGUACUUUAUUAAUUAAUAGGAUUUUCAAAAAUGGGCGAUCAAAACAUCGAAUCACUAUGCGUAUCUCGGUAGUCGUUACUUUAGGUUGUCUUUCUUUUUUGCUUACUCCUCUUCCUAUUUCGGUUUUGCUUGUAUACCAAAAUAACAUAUGUCAAACAACUAACUCUUAUCUCUUUACGGGUUUCUCAAUGUUGUGUUCGGUUUAG